Scutellospora calospora is the source of this 1076-nucleotide messenger RNA. Lineage: Eukaryota; Fungi; Glomeromycota; Glomeromycetes; Diversisporales; Gigasporaceae. The record is from the annotation of a GenBank genome assembly.
ACGGUCUGCUUUCUCUCUCUCUCCUCUUUAUUCUACAUACCUUUAUUGAUAUUCCUUGGAAAACACUUAACGUUAUAAUAAUGACUCCUGACGAUAACCUAAACGAUAUCGUUCAACGUCCUCCCGAAAUUUGUGUCGAUUACCUUUCCCAUGAGUGGAACAAAGAGGAUGAUAUUUGGACUUCUUGGAGAGUUAUGUCAAAGCAGAAGAAUGGAAUCUCUAACGGAAUCCACAGCGAUGUAACUUGGUUAUACGGCCCAUUACAUACCGCAUGGCAUUCCGAAUAUGAAAAAAAUCGUGAAAAGUCCCAAGUGACUGAAUUCAAUUUAAUGCCCUCAACACGUCACAAGUCAUGCUUGAAAAAGAAAUCUAUUUCUGAAACUCUACGACCAAGGGGUAGAGUCCAUCUGGUCGUUAGUAACUCAGAUACACAAUUAUAUAAAAACCAUUGUGACAAAAGAGAUUACGAUAGUGAUGUUAGCGAUUGUGAUACUUCUUCAACUUGUUCUUCAAUAUCUGGUCCAUCUACUCCAAUAAGUGGUCCUACGAGAUCAUCAAUGUUACCUACUGUUACUGAAGACCCUUCUGGGCAUCAACAACAUAUUCGUUUCAAUGACCAAGUUGAACAAUGUAUCGCUGUUGAAUCUGCAGAUGAAGACGAUGAUCAUUAUGAUUCAAAUAAUGAUAGUAGUAGUGAUGAUGGCUUAGAGAUGAAAAUCUCUUUAAAAAAAAAGAAAAAGAAAGAUUGUUCGACAAUUUGCAAACUUGCACCCACAAAAUUAAAAUCUGAUACCAUUAAUUAUAGUGUAUAUUCGAGUAGUAAACGUCAUUCAACUACUUCCUCAUCCAAAUCAACAUAUAAUAUGGGAAUGUUUGAUUUUGACACUACUCCAUCAUACAUAAUACCACCAAUACCGGCAACUCAAUUAAAUCAUUCAGGCUCGGGAAUAAUACCACGUUCACAAGGUGAUUCAGAGCAAUCAUUAAAACAAGAAUCAAGUGAUCAGGGAAUUAUUGUCAAAGCUGUACACAUUGCACAUAAUGUUCGAGAAAUCGUAAAUUGGUGUUCUAGUAUG